AUGGCGGCGAUUCUUGUGCCGCAUUGUGUUGGGAGGGCUGGGCGGGGAAGGGGUUUGAGCGGUGCGGCUUUGGGCGGGUUGGGGAAGUGGAGGGGGGAGGAAAGGGUCUGUGGGGCGUUUGGGAGAGUGAGGUGGAGUGAGGGUGUGUGGUUGGGUUUCUCAACGAGGGCGGGGUUGAGAGUUGAUGGGGGAAAGGGGAGGAUUGUGGAUGGGGGAGCAAAGAUACCAGUAUCGACACCAUCAACGCCAUCAACGACAUCAGGAACACCAUCAUCAACACUCUCAUUACCAUCCUCCCCCAAACCCCGCCUAACACCAAAAGCCCUCCGCCAGAACAUCGCCUCCCGCCUCUCCGCGCUUCCGCGAGAAAACAUCUACAACAUCCCUAACAUCCUCACCUUCUCUCGCCUCGUCGCAACCCCCGUAAUCGGCUACCUCGUCGUGCACAACCAGCACGCCUGGGCGGUAGGCCUCUUCGCGUACGCCGGCAUCACCGACCUAGUCGACGGCUGGAUCGCCCGCAAAUGGAACCUGCAAACCGUCGUCGGUAGCGUCGUGGAUCCCAUGGCGGACAAAAUCCUCAUGACAACGCUCGUAUGCUGUCUCGCCAUUAACGGCAGUCUCCCACUGCCUCUCGCAACCCUCAUCCUAGGCCGCGACGCGUCUCUCGCGGUAGCUGCGAUAUACUAUCGCUGGACGUCGCUGCCGGAGCCGAAGACCCUGACGCGCUACUGGGAUUUCUCGCUCCCGUCCGCGGAGGUCCACCCGACGAUCAUCUCGAAGCUGAACACUUUCCUGCAGCUCGGCCUCAUCGGUGCUACUCUCACCUUACCUUUGCUCGUACCCGCUGCUGCCGGGAGUAGCGAGAGCCUGCUGAAGCCCGUCGCGGAGGUGCUGGGUGGGGCUGAAGGCGUCAAGACGAUAGUGACAGGGUUGCAAGGCGUGGUAGCCGCCACGACGCUGUGGUCUGGCGCUAGCUAUAUCUGGACGAAGGACGCGGUGAAGAUUCUGGGAGACGAUGAGGUCCUGAAAAAGAAACAGGGGUUCAGGGGGAGGAUGGUGAUUGGAGGAACUUUCGGAAUCGUGCUGGCCGUCACGGCGGCGCUGGCGUGGAAGGAUCGGACCAAGGAGAAAGAGGACGAGACAGAGGAGGGAGAUGGAAGAUGAGCUAUUUUGCACGGAUUUCCCCAACAAAACAUUUUAGGAGCAUUGAUCCUGGCUUGCUGUAUUAUAUGGAGAUGAAUACUGGUACAUGUAUUAUAUAGGCAUCUACGGCAACAAAAAGGAGUAUGCGUCCUCGGCCUAUAUGCCAUCCUCCCGAACGCCAGUAAUACUCGAUCCAAGAACGCCUUGGAAUGCAUCCACAUAUAAACACCCUAACCCAGCAUU
Mytilinidion resinicola is the source of this 1389-nucleotide messenger RNA. RefSeq lists its product as uncharacterized. The transcript is spliced from 3 exons. The record is from RefSeq and is a predicted model, not a curated record. NCBI's taxonomy places the organism in Eukaryota, Fungi, Ascomycota, Dothideomycetes, Mytilinidiales, Mytilinidiaceae. Gene Ontology annotation, biological process: cardiolipin biosynthetic process. Gene Ontology annotation, cellular component: mitochondrion; membrane. The coding region runs from base 1 to 1167 and encodes 388 amino acids. Gene Ontology annotation, molecular function: cardiolipin synthase activity.